Molecule: messenger RNA, 1452 nt
Organism: Triplophysa dalaica
Lineage: Eukaryota; Metazoa; Chordata; Actinopteri; Cypriniformes; Nemacheilidae
Exons: 7
Coding region: 181-795 (204 amino acids)
Biological process (GO): extrinsic apoptotic signaling pathway in absence of ligand; intrinsic apoptotic signaling pathway in response to DNA damage; positive regulation of apoptotic process
Cellular component (GO): mitochondrial outer membrane
Molecular function (GO): protein homodimerization activity; channel activity; protein heterodimerization activity
Source: RefSeq, a predicted model, not a curated record
CUCCAUUUCCGCAUUACUUCUAAGCGUUCCUAUGGAUCGGGGGAUCUGCUGUUAAAAAUUCUCGACCAUUUCGGCUUUUAGAUAAUGAUUUUAUUAUUCCGCGGAUUCAGAAGUUGUUAGGCUGGUCCGGCUAGUUAUCAAGCUAGUGCUGCGGGCUUUGGGUUUUUGCUCAAUAAAACCAUGGCGGAGGGGAACGACGGAGACAGGAUGGACAAAAACGAGCCGAGGGGGGCAAGAGCGGGUGAAGAUGUCAUGGACGACGCAAUCAUUCAGCAAGGUGCAGUUCUGCUUCGGGGGUAUGUUAUUGAGAGAAUUCAUGUUGAGGAUCCAGGCAUGCGUGUGGGCCAUGAGGAUCUAGGAGGAAGACCUCAGGAUGCAGAUGAUCCUCAAAUCAAAGAUGUUGUAGAUCAGCUUUUGAAAAUAGCUGAUGACCUUAACAAGAAUGCAGAGCUUCAACAUCUUAUCAACACUGUGCAAGCUAACUGCGCUCAGGAUGUCUUCAUGACGGUGGCCAGGAGCAUCUUUGAAGAUGGCAUUAACUGGGGACGUGUGGUGGCUCUAUUUCACCUUGCAUAUAGACUUAUCUACAAGGCACUGACUCAGAACCACUUUGAAACUAUCAGGACAAUCAUUAGAUGGUUUUUACAGUUUAUCAAGGAAAACAUUUCUGUCUGGAUCAGAGCGCAAGGAGGAUGGGAGGGCGUUGUUCGUAGCGUGUCCAGAUGGCGCAAUGUGUCCUGCAUCGCUGCCGUGGCAUUCAUCGUAGCCGUAGUUUACUGGAGACGAAGUCGCUAAGAUACAAGGCAAAAGUGAUGUCAGAUUCCCAAUUCCCAUACGUGUUGAAACUCAAUAGCAAUACACUGUCUAAUUCAUGCAAUACAUGGACCAAUCAUCCGUCAUGUGGACCAAUCAUCCGUCAUGUGGACCAAUCAUCCGUCAUGUGGACCAAUCAUCUGUCAUGUGGACCAAUCAUGCGUCAUAUCUUUCUGUGUAAAUGAACGUUUAUAGGUGAUGCACUCUGUUUUGUUUUUCUAUGUAACAUUUCUCUAUCAAUGUGUUUGUAUUUCUGUGAAAUUAAGCGACAAACAUAUUUUGCCUUGAUUUAUUUAUGUGUAGCUUAUCUCAAGGAUUUUUAACGCACUGCACCAUUUCUCCAUCAGUGCCUUUUAGUAGACAGAGUUUUGUAAUAAUCAUUUUUUUAAUGUGCCACAUCAGACACCAGCCCUACCUCGAAACAGCUAAAUAUAUGAAACCAAAUGUUUACCUUGAAUUUUUUUUAAAGGAUGUCGUUUGAAAUACUGAGAAAGGGCAUAAGUAAAAAAUAUAUACAAAAUAUUUGACCUAUUUUAACUUUAACCUCAAAGCACAUAAAAGGGAAUACAUGUGUUGUGUAUUGUAGUGAAAAUUAACAAUUUUAACACACAACUCUUGAAAUAAAUAAGAUGAAUUAUC